AGGGAGUGAAUGUUCCGGGUCACAAACUGGACGGGAGAGGAAAUUAACUCGGGGGAAGAGAGAGAGAGAGAGAGAGAAAAAAAAACGAGAAUGCCACCUUCCUCUACCCACUGAGAUGUAGCGCGCGUGUGUAUUUUUUUUUUUUUACGCUUUCACGAGGGAUUUUAAAAGCGACGAGUCGAGGAACCGGAGUGGACGGAUACAGAAAGAGAGAGACACAUACAGAGAGAGAGAGAGAAAAAACAGGUGCCUACAAACUACAAAGUGAGACAACGACGGAGAAAUCCCCAUGUUCGUGGCGACCUGACGGACGCUAGCUCGGUUUAUUUACAGCGGGAGUUUCGGUGUUUACUUCCCGGAGAGUUUUCGUGUUUUCACGCUGAACUGUCCCGCCGUAGCAAUCUGUUGCAUCCCCCCUCCUCCUCCUUCUCCUCCUCCUCCUCUUCCUCCUCUUUCUCCUCUUCCUUCUCCCGCCGCCGUUUUGGUUUAACGCACGGCUGCGAGGUUUAUUUGCAGCGCUCGGCUCCCCCACUCCUCCUCCUCCUCCCUGUCCUCCUCCCUGUCCUCCUCCCGUGAUGUUUCACUGUAUACCCCUGUGGCGGUGCAACCGUCAUGUGGAGAUGAUCGAUAAACGCCACUGCUCCCUGCAGUAUGUCCCCGAUGAGAUUUAUCGCUACGGACGGAGUUUGGAGGAGCUGUUGCUGGAUGCCAACCAACUCCGGAACUUGCCCAAGCAAUUGUUCCAGCUGGUGAAACUAAGAAAACUUGGCCUGAGUGACAAUGAGAUCCAAAGGCUUCCACCGGAAAUAGCCAACUUUAUGCAGCUGGUAGAACUGGACGUCUCUCGAAAUGAUAUUAUGGAAAUUCCAGAGACCAUUUCGUACUGCAAAGCCCUCCAAGUGGCAGACUUCAGUGGAAAUCCAUUAACAAGGUUACCUGAAAGCUUUCCUGAGUUGCGGAAUCUAACAUGCCUUUCCAUCAAUGAUAUUUCACUCCAAGCUCUUCCAGAUAACAUCGGGAACCUCUCCAACUUGGUAUCACUAGAACUCAGAGAAAAUGUGCUGACAUUCCUGCCAGAGUCCCUAUCUCUGCUCCACAGACUUGAAGAACUCGACCUAGGCAAUAAUGAACUGUACUCUUUGCCCGAGUCAAUAGGCUGCCUGGUCAGCUUGAAGGACCUGUGGCUGGAUGGAAACCACCUGGCUGAAAUACCUGCAGAGAUGGGCAGUAUGAAAAGCCUGCUGUGUCUAGAUGUAUCAGAAAACAAACUGGAGCGACUUCCAGAGGAGUUGGGGGGCCUGGUGUCACUCACCGACCUGCUCGUGUCUCAGAACAACAUUGACGCUCUGCCGGAAAGCAUUGGAAAACUAAGAAAACUUUCAAUUUUGAAAGUUGACCAGAAUAGACUAACACAUCUUCCAGAGAGCAUUGGCAACUGUGAAAGUCUUACCGAGCUUGUACUGACGGAGAACCAGCUACAGAGUUUGCCUAGGAGUAUUGGGAAGCUGAAGCGACUCUUCAACUUCAACUGUGACAGAAACCAUCUAAUGUCGUUACCUAAGGAGGUCGGGGGCUGCAGCGGCCUGAACGUCUUCUGUGUGCGAGAAAACCGGCUGACGCGGAUACCGUCAGAGCUGUCUCAGGCCACAGAGCUGCACGUGCUCGACGUCUCCGGAAACCGGCUCACCCACUUGCCGAUGUCUCUGAUCACACUGCGACUGAAGGCCUUGUGGUUGUCGGAGAACCAGUCGCAGCCGCUCCUCACCUUCCAGACCGACGAGGAUCCCGAGUCGGGAGAGAAGGUGCUCACCUGCGUGCUGCUGCCUCAGCAGCCCUACGAACCAGACAACAAAGGCUCUGAUAACCUCACUCGCUUUGGGGCCUUGGAGAGCUUGGUGAAUGACAUGGCGGACGAAACGUGGGACAACAAGGCCAUGAACAGGACCAGUGCCAUUCACUUCCUAGAUGAGGAUGAUGAUGGGGACGAUGACAGCGCGGGAACACUACUCAGGCGGGCCACGCCUCACCCGGGUGAGCUGAAAACUAUGAAGAAAGCGGCCGAGAACCUCCGCAACGACAUGAACGCCGCCAAAGGCCUGGACUCCAACAAAAACGAGGUCAAUAACGCUGCAGACAGAGUGACAACGUCUCAACAGGUGGUUUCUUCUGAUUAUCUCCAGGAGUGUAGAAAGCCUCAUACUAACCAGUCCCUCAGGACCAGUUGCCAAAACUGGCCCAACCCAGGCUUCGGCUGGGUGGCAAACAAAGAGUGUCUACCAGGAAGACCUCAUCCGUUUCUGGCCAGCAACAGUGUGUGCGGUGGCUGCUCCAGGGCUGAGAAGGACAAAGAGGAAACUAAACAACCCCAGGAGGACGGUGCAGGCCAGCUGUCACAGGGUGAUGCUUUACCGCCUCGAUUUCUCCAUCAGAGAGGUGAAACCCAAGAGGGCAGGACAUUUCAACAUCACAGAGCUCUUAAUGCGGGGACCGGUCUCCAUGGAGACCUCUUCCACAACAUAAAGAUCUCAUCCAUCACAGGGACUCUGAAAUCAUCCGUGGAGACAGAGAAGAUCCUUCCUCAGGAAUCAUUCAUCUCCCAAGUGCCAUUAAGAUUACAGAUCAAAGUGUCUGGCCAGAGAGGUAGUUUGGGAAUCAGCAUUGCUGGUGGAAAGGGCUCUUUGCCUUACAAAGACCAUGAUGAGGGCAUUUUUAUUUCCCGAGUGACUAGAGGGGGGCCGUCGGAAAAAGCGGGAAUCCAUGUCGGAGAUAGAUUGCUGGAGGUCAACGGCCUCACUAUGCAGGGGGCCACCCACCACCAGGCGGUCAGUGCCCUGAGGAACGCUGGGAGCUGCAUCAAGAUGAAAGUGCUGAGAGAGAGGCUGCUACUUCGGGAGGUGGCUGAAUUGCGGCAGGAUCCUCAGGACGUCACAGGCAGCCAGGAAGGCAGGGGCCCGAGAAGCAAACAGGCCCAGAUGGAGAGCGCAGAAGACUGUUUGUCCAAGAGGAUUGAGGCUGUUGUCUGCAAUGGCAACGGCAUUACUGAUCUGGAGAGUGAGCUCAAUAGGACGAUGUCUGAACUGGAGGCAGAGGUGUUGACCAAAAAUGAUUCCCUUCAAGGGGACAAACAUAUGAUGACGAUCCCCCGGAUCAUCCUCACUCAUCCCUCCACCUCAGACGAAGACGUGGAGCCGUUGCUGCAAAGCCUGGGCAGAGAGCUGCCACCCGACAUUGGUCAUGACAAACGCCCACACUCUGACUGCUACGACAGUGCUUUCUACCCCCCUUGACCACGGUGAAGAAGAGCAAAGGCGAAGAAUGUGUUUUCUACUGUCGCUGCAAAGCUUUGUCCGCCUGAAUUGUUUGCUCGUGAAACUAUGUGGAAAGGAGUGUUAAAGCACGCUAGUUGCAAAAUGCUAAUGUUAAUUAAGGUCAAUUUCACGUUGAAAGAUGCAGGUGUUGUCUGCUUGAUACCACUACGUGUAAGUUAUGUCCUGGGAAAAGCAAUGCCAGCGUGAAGCCCUUCAACUUUUUAUAGUCUAUUCCCAGAUAAAAAAUGCCAUAAGGCUGAACAGAGUGCACAGCAGGGAGGCCGAGACUUGCAGAGCACCGAGACUGACUGAACUCUGCUUCACAUAUUCUCACACGUGCUGUAUGGACAAAACCCAGACUUGUAAGACCGUACGCUGUGCAGCGAUGUUUCGGAAAUGAAAGAAGCCGACAUCACUAAAGGCAGAAUCUGUAAUCGUACUUCCAAAGUCUAGAAACCACUUAGAUGUGAACCUGCCUUGUAUUUAUUUAACAGCUUUUAUACUCUCACAGUCACAGUUUAUCGUUCAGUGUUCACUUUUGCAAUAAAGAGCAAAUAUUUUCAA
This is a messenger RNA of Mugil cephalus (flathead mullet), 3872 nucleotides long. It is a transcript of the gene lrrc1, whose product is annotated as leucine rich repeat containing 1. NCBI's taxonomy places the organism in Eukaryota, Metazoa, Chordata, Actinopteri, Mugiliformes, Mugilidae. Gene Ontology annotation, biological process: neurotransmitter receptor transport, endosome to postsynaptic membrane; neurotransmitter receptor transport postsynaptic membrane to endosome. Gene Ontology annotation, cellular component: adherens junction; postsynaptic density; postsynaptic membrane. Gene Ontology annotation, molecular function: protein binding. The record is from RefSeq and is a predicted model, not a curated record. Bases 576 to 3287 code for a protein of 903 amino acids. The transcript is spliced from 21 exons.